UACUCAGUUUUGAGAGCAUUACCCUAGCCUAGCUCUGCCCGCUCUAUUGAUUUUCAGCUUUCAGCUUCUUCUUUGGUUUAAAUCAUGGCAGAUGGACUGGUUUCAUUAGUCGUGGAGAGUUUGGGCUCUGCGGCCGUGCAAGAGCUGAGCUCUUUAGUGGGUGUUAAGAAAGAUCUUGAAAAGCUCUCACGUACCUUUGAAUCUCUUCAAGCGGCACUCAGCGAUGCAGAGAAGCGGCAAGUGAAGGAUGAACAGGUAAGAAACUGGUUAGAAAAGCUCAAAGAUGUGGCCUAUGACAUUGAUGAUGUUUUAGAAGAGUGGAAGGUGGUGAUCGACGGUUGUGAUGAUGACACUAGCUCUGGAGAUGGGACGGUAUCUGCUCACUCAUUCUCACCUUGUUUCUGUUUCGACAGGGUCACGUUUCAAGUUAAGACCGGACGACGAAUAAACGCAAUUAGCAGAAGGUUAGACGAGAUCAAUGAACACAAGGAUAGAUUCUUUUUCAGAGAAUUCAGGGAAGAAGGGGGAAUUGUCGAGUUAGACACGAUGGAAACAAGUUCGUUGAUAGAUGAAACUGAGAUUUUCGGUAGGGAGAGAGAUAAGGAGAGAAUUGUCAGUUGGUUGUUAAGUGAGGGCAACAGCAAUGAGGAGGGCAUCCCAGUUAUUUCUAUUGUCGGCAUGGGUGGAAUUGGCAAAACCGCUCUCGCUCAAGUAGUCUGCAAGGAUGAGAGGGUUAAGAGGCACUUCGAUGAAACGAUUUGGGUGAGUUUGCCUCAUGAUUUCGAUGUGAUGCGGGUCUAUUUGGCGAUCAUUAAAAUUAGUGGAAUGAAAUUUUCAGAAUUCGAGUUACACAAGAAGUUACUACACAGUGUGGCGUCGUCGUUGGAAGAUUUGCAACCAACAGUGCAAGUUGUGUUACAACAGAAGCAGUUUCUGCUCGUGCUGGAUGGUGUUCGCAACAUUGAUGAAGACAGGUGGGAAAGGCUCAUGAUUUCGCUCAAGGAAGCCGCGAAAGGAAGCAGAAUUUUAGUCACCACUCGUAAUGAGCAUGUCACGAAAACAUUCGCCCCUACCAUGAUGCAUGAACUGCAACCAUUGUUCCAGAAUGAUUGCUGGUCGUUGUUCAGCCACAGAGCUUUCUCCGGAGGAAGAAGAGGGGAUGAGCUUGUCAAGUUAGAGGCAUUGGGUAGAGAAAUUGUGAUCAAUUGCCGAGGAAUUCCUCUCCUGGUGAAGGCUAUAGGAAUUGCCCUGCGCAGCAAAACAGAUGUACGGGACAGGCAGUCUGUCUUAGAAGAAGGGACAUGGGAUUCAUUGGAUGCUGAAAAAAUUGCACCCUCUCUAUCAGUGAGCUUCCAUGAUUUGCCCCAGCAUUUGAAGCAGUGCUUUGCUUUUUGUUCCAUAUUUCCAAAGGAUCAUUUGAUAGAGAAGGACAAGCUAAUCAAGUUGUGGAUGGCCCAAGGUUUCAUUCUCCCAAAGGGAAGAGUGGAGAUGGAGAGGUUAGGUGGUUCUUAUUUCGAUGAUUUAAUGAGGCGGUCUUUGUUUCAAAUCAUAGAGACAGAUGAAGAUGGUUAUGCAAAGUAUUGCACAAUGCAUGACAUGAUCCAUGAUCUUUGCAAAUCUAUAAUGGGUGAGUGUUUCAUCAUACAAGAGAAAACACCGAAGAGUCACCUUGCAAAGGCUCGCCAUGCGUCAUGGAUUUGCAAUGGGAAUGUAGAAUCCAUUCCUUCCUUCAUAUACAAGGUCGGUAAUUUACGGACACUCCUACUCAUCGGAUGGUCAAAAGUUCCCAGCAUUUCUAAUCAUUUUUUCCGCAGAUUAAAACAUCUGAGAGCAUUGGAUUUGAGCGGCAGCAGAAUAAAAAGGCUCCCAAAUUCAUUGCAGAACUUGAAGCUUCUGCGAUACCUCGACUUGUCUGCUACUGAAAUACAAGAAUUGCCAGAAUUCAUAAGUAGCCUGUGUCUUUUGCAGACCUUAAAGCUUAAUCAUUGCUGUAAUCUUAGAAAACUCCCUAAAAGGAUUGUGAAACUGAUUAAACUAAGACAUCUUGAAACUGAAGGUACCUACUUGGAGUACUUACCGGAAGGCAUGGGCGGGUUAACAUCGCUUCGAACAUUAACUAAGUUUGUUCCAGGGGUUGAGAGAGGAUGUAAAAUUACAGAUUUGAAAGACCUUAACCUUCUUCAGGGGGAGCUAGAAAUAACAUGCUUAAACAGAGUAGCAAGUAGAGAUGAGGCUAACGAGGAAAAAUUGGAGAACAAGCAGAACCUCCACACCUUGCAAUUGUCAUGUAAGGCUUGGAUGUGUCUUGAAACACACAUAGGAAGUGAGGUGGAGCAGGUGGAGGGUGUGUUUGAAGGCCUUCAACCUCAUCAAAACCUAAGAGAUCUUACCAUGUCGGAUUACAUCGGUCACCAAUUCCCAAGUUGGAUGGAAGAUUGUUCAUUGUAUUCCAAUCUUACCAAGGUGCAAUUAUUGUAUUGCCGAUGCAGACAGAUGCCUGCACUUGGGAAACUGCCGUCCCUUAAAUGGCUUAAGAUAAAGGCCAUGUUUGAAGUGAGACAGGUGGGCAGUGAGUUUUGUGGGAGCAACCAUGGUGGAAUCACCGGAACAUUCCCCAAACUAGAGAUUCUUCUCUUCGAACGUAUGUACAUUUGGGAGGAAUGGGAGUUGAAUGUAGGAGCUGGGUCAAUCCCAUCUCUCUUUCAAUUAUGUAUUGAGUCCUGUGAUAUGUUAAAGGCAUUGCCAGAACUACAGCACCUCACUUCACUUCAGGAACUCAAAAUCAGAGAUUGUCCAAUCUUAGACAAUCGAUGUCAGAAGGAGGUAGGAGAAGACUGGAACAAGAUAGCCCACAUCCCCAGCAUCACGAUUGAUGGGAGAAAAAUCCAAUGACAGAAGAACUCCCUCAAAGUAGCACAAUGCAGUUGGAUCUCAGGAAGAGAAAGGAGUUCAUUAUAGCCACCAGGAAUUCUAAUGCCAGGCAGUUGGAUCUCAGGAGGAGAAAGGACUUCAUUAUUCCCUUUGGUUGUUCUCCU
This is a messenger RNA of Magnolia sinica, 3035 nucleotides long. Its product is annotated as putative disease resistance protein RGA3. The transcript is spliced from 2 exons. NCBI's taxonomy places the organism in Eukaryota, Viridiplantae, Streptophyta, Magnoliopsida, Magnoliales, Magnoliaceae. Gene Ontology annotation, molecular function: protein binding; ADP binding. Bases 85 to 2892 code for a protein of 935 amino acids. Gene Ontology annotation, biological process: defense response to other organism. The record is from RefSeq and is a predicted model, not a curated record.